Messenger RNA from Hevea brasiliensis (rubber tree), 1168 nucleotides. Its product is annotated as serine/arginine-rich splicing factor RSZ21-like. The record is from RefSeq and is a predicted model, not a curated record. Gene Ontology annotation, cellular component: nuclear speck. Gene Ontology annotation, biological process: mRNA splicing, via spliceosome. Gene Ontology annotation, molecular function: zinc ion binding; RNA binding. The transcript has 7 exons. Bases 286 to 870 code for a protein of 194 amino acids. Lineage: Eukaryota; Viridiplantae; Streptophyta; Magnoliopsida; Malpighiales; Euphorbiaceae.
CUGUCCCAUGCGGCCUGAUUCAGAUCCUGAGCCACGGCCCGGAUCUGUUUCGAGCCGGAACCGGAACCGGACCAUUGCGUUUUUCUAGGGUUUUAAUAGCUCCGCGUUUCCCUGCAUGGUUAAAUUCAAUCGCCCUUUUUCAUCUUUUCGAGUCCUUGAAUCAUCACCCUUAUUUACGCCUGCUACUAAUUCUCGUUUGCUCAAUCUGUUUUUUCUGUUUGCAGCCAUUAAUUCUACUUGGUUCUUUCAAACUCUAAUCGGUUGGUGCAUAUUCUGGUUGUGAUAAUGGCUCGGGUUUACGUGGGGAAUUUGGAUCCGAGAGUCUCGGAGAGGGAUCUGGAAGAUGAAUUCAGAAUGUAUGGUGUUCUUAGAAGUGUGUGGGUUGCACGAAGGCCACCGGGAUAUGCAUUUGUGGAGUUUGAUGAUCGCAGGGAUGCCAUGGAUGCAAUUCGUGCAUUGGAUGGAAAGAAUGGGUGGCGAGUGGAGCUUUCUCAUAAUUCCAAAGGUGGCGGUGGACGUGGUGGUGGUGGUGGUGGUGGACGUGGACGUGGCGGUGAGGACUUGAAAUGUUAUGAAUGUGGUGAACCUGGUCAUUUUGCUCGAGAGUGCCGCCUGCGCAUUGGGUCAAGAGGUUUGGGAAGUGGGCGUCGCCGAAGCCCUAGCCCACGCCGCCACAAGAGUCCAAGUUAUGGAUAUGGGCGCAGUAGGAGUCCGAGAUAUGGUUAUGGGUAUGGGCACAGGAGUUAUAGCCCCCGUGGUAGAAGAUCUCCAAGACGCGGCAGCCUAUCACCUCGCCGUGGUCACAGCUACAGCAGAUCCCCUCCAUACCGUCAUGCCCGUCGUGAUUCACCUUAUGCUAAUGGAGAUUAGGGCUGGAAGCUGAACUGAAGCAAGAGUGGAAGGACAUUGGAGGAGGCAAUAUCUGCUAUACUGUAGUUCUGAUAGGAUCUGUUGAUGUUAGUUAUGUUCAUGUCAUGACAAUGAGGUUUGUUAGAAACUUGGUUUGGAUGGCUUCAUCAAAGUGUUUCAGCCGCAAAAGCUUAGGACACUUUUGUAUCGGCUUGCUGUCUCAGCUUCUUACUGAAUCUUUGAGGUCUCUUUCACACUUUAAAUUGCAACCUUAUUGCUGUUUAUAAUGCUUAAUCUUGACUUAUUGUUGUAGUAUUAA